GUUGUGUGUUUCCUCGUAGUUAACGAAUUCAUUUCAAUUUUUUUGUGUUUGUGAUUUUUUUUUUUUGCGCGCGCGCUCAAAUCGCUUUGUUGCCUAGCGAAAUGACUGAUUCCAUGAAAUUAUCCGAAAUGCAACGCAGUAGUAUCGAAUUCGAACGUCAACGACACUUGGCCAACUGGUUUAUCAAGAGUAGUCCGCACAUGGCAACACCAACGACUGUCGGCAGCGUUGCAACCACUGCAACAACAACGGCAACAGCAGCUGGUGCCACAACAGAUACGACCACUACUAGCGCCGUAGCAGCAGCAGUAACAACAAUAAAAAAUACAGCGUCAUCAACAACAAAUCUAGUAGGUGGCAACCAUACAAAUGGCAUGUCGUCGUCAGCCGCCGCACAUCAUCAGCAACAGCAAUUGAAUGCUAAGCAUCACAGCAGUUGUGGUGGCGGCAGCAGCGCUAAUCCACCGCCUCCUGUCUUUUUCUUAGUCUCCAACAAUGGCAACGCAAACGGCAAUCUUGUCAAUGGCAGCAAGCACAGCAGCAAUGCGUCACCGGCUGCUACAGGUGUUGCUACGCCGCCCAAUGCGAUAAGUGCUGUCUCCGGCGGUCCGUUAGGCCAUUUCGCGGCAGUCGAGGGACGCAAACCGAAAUUGCGACGCUUCAACUCGCACGACACCAGCGCAAACAUGUUCUCCGUGGCAGACUUCGAGAAUGCACGUCUGGCGCGACGCAAUGAAAUCGAAAUGAAACAGCGUUUGGCACGACGCAUGCGCAUGAGUGCCGGCGGUGGCGGUUAUAGCUCUGCGGCCGUUGGCGGUAUGGGCGCGAAUCUGUCCGGUGGCAUCGGUUGCGGGCUGGGCGCUAAUGGCAAUGGCAGUGGUGCGGGCAACUGUGGCAAUGGCAGCAUGUGUGGUGGCGGCGAUUACUCCACCGGCGACAGCAAAGCAUCCAAGUACAGCAAUGAGUCCCAGCACGAGCCUCUACCCGCGGACAUCUUUCUCGAUCGCUAUUCGUUGCCGCGCGUAGUGCGUAUCUCGUACAAGACGAAGUUCUCCGACGAAACGCUACAGUCCUCUUCUUCGAAUGGCUCAUCCACGGCCACAACACACACCACCGGCACCAGCGCCUCGAACUCGUCGGUGAGCGCUUGCGGCAUGACGGUGGCCAUUAACAACGGUACCUCCUCAUCGACGGCCUCCUCAAGCGGCAAUGUGAAUGCGCACAGCUCGGGUGCUACGAAUACGAGCAGCAGUGGUGAAAGAGUGACCGCCAAGCACACCACCUCGCAUAACACAACAGUUUUGACAUCAGCUGCAGCAGCGGCGACGUCGACAACCCAGUCAAAUACAGCAAUUAACGGCAAUGGCAACGCGGAUGCGGAUCAUCGCGAUCACGCCGAUCAUGGCGAGCUGUUCUUGCUUUAUCGGCUAAUACGCCAGCGUCACAUAUUUCACGGGCAUAAUGCCAAAACAGCGGCGGCGAGCCGCAAGAAAGGUGUGCUGAUUCCGCAGGAAUUUCCAGGCUACUUUUCGCUGCUCAAUGACAAGGGCAUACCCACAGCGACGCUCUACACCUCACUGAUACAGUUGGUGCGCGAACGUGUUUACAAAUUCGUCUCAGUCGAUAAUAUGCCCGCCUUCACGGAAUCCCAACCCAACGUAAAUAACCCACCCACAGAGGGUUGCAUACCAAUAUAUACCCAACCACCGCCACCACCGACCAACAAUCGCCCACAGUAUGUGAAGACGACAGCGCGAGGUGGUCAAGUCUUUCGACUGCUAGCCGUUUUCGAAGAUGGCAAGCAGGAUCACACGACAAUCGGUUGUACCGGUGGUGUUACAACAAAAGCGAAUAACAAUCAUGGGCGUGAGAAGGAGAAGGGACGCUAUGCGCAAUUGCUGAAUGAGAAUCGACAGGUGUUGUAUGUGUCGCUCUCCACGAAGGGCAAAUUUUACGAGAUCGAACCGGGUAUACCACAAAUACUGCAGAAACUUGGUGGUAUUGGCAAUGACGCGAAUAAAAAAGUCAAUCCGGAUUGUGUGCAUCGCAUUACGACGCUGAUAACGCCACAACGGGAGUUGCCUUUAACGCUACGUUACAUCUCCGGACCGCAUGGCUGCAGCAGCGCGAUACCCGAGAAUGUUUGCAUUACGCACAUAACUACUGAGAAUGUGGUGAUCGCCUGUCCCAUCGAGGACGUGGAAGUGCAAAGUCCACUGCAUUUACGUAAGCUGCAUCUAUCCAAAGAGAUGAAUUUGUUGAAGAGCUCACUGGGUUUCGAGAGCGAACAACGCAUGCUGGCAAAUCCCAAUGUGCAAAAUAUAUUGAAGUUCUGUCAAUUCAAUUGUGAUCAAUUUCUGAAGAUGGUUGAGGUGGAGAUACUGCACCGUCCGGAGCGCUCUGGUUCGAAGAGUCGUGGUGAAGGUUUGAAAAUUCUGAAACCACUACAUCUACCAAAGCUGCUGCGACGUGAGAAGACCACAAUACCAGCACAUGAGAAGGAAGACUCCAUAAUCUUUCUCAGCAAAUCGGAUCUCGCUAAUCUGGAGGCAAAAGAAGCAGCCGCACAAGCAGCCUUUGAAGGAGCAGCAAGCAGCACCAACCGCAUUAGUGAUAAGAUGAAAGUUUUUCAGUCGACAAAGAAGAAAUGGUUCCGCAAACAGGACAAACAUGCAGCGCAUACAAUGACCUCCUACGAACUGGAUGUGCAGGCGAAGCGCAUGAGCAUGGAACGUUAUUCGGAUAUGUCAAAGCUGUUACAGGAACGUUUCGGCGAUAAACCAAAUACACAGCCACAAGACGCGCACGAAUCAAUUUCGGAACCAAGUGGCGGCGCUUCGGACAUCGGUUGUUCGGAUACGGAGACCACAACUUUGGCGACUAUCGAUGAAAAAUUCAAGAAAGUCGAAACGAGCGGUAAUAAAAUGAUAACCAAAUCCAUGUCGCUGCAGGAUAUUGAGCUUAUUAGCGGUGGUGCCGCUGCACGCAAACCUGAUUUGCUACCUAACACUGAUACCAUCUCAGAGGCGGGCACAGAUCUUGAAGAUCUCGAGAAUCAGGAUCUCAUGCCACAGUCUUUUAUAACCGAAAAGCUUUAUAAUGAGUUUCAUGUCAAAACGCGGCAGUACAGCAAAUCCUCCUCAAGUCUACAUCAACUCUUGAAUUUCUCAUUACCACAAAAAAUGCAAUUACACGACAACAAGCGUUCGCUGGCGCAACUGAAGCACAAUGGCAACAAUGGCGUCUUAGCAGCGAAACCAACAUUGGGUGACAAACGACUUGAUUUUAAUAUCGGCGAACCCGUUACUGGCAGACGUGCCGCUGGCGGGCUUUCACUGCUUGCCGGCAUCGGCGGUCUGGGCCAUGCAAGCAAUCACACUGCGCUCGCGUCACCUCUCACACCCACCAGCUUAAUUGACGACCYGCCCUACUCGAGCGUACGCGAUUCGCUAGUGCUCUCAAGUGACGAAUCAGCAUCGGAGAAUCCAGCGGGCAACAUUUGCCAGGCGCUCAACAUGAUCGACUACAACAAAGAGAAUAUCUAUGCGGAGAUAUGUCACGACAAUGUUAGCCACAAUGCCGCAGCCACAGCUGGCACUACGGUCUCGGCUAUGGGCGGCAUUUGCACAUCAGCCACGCGUGACACUUUUUCGGCUGAAACACACUCCACGCAGAUCUCGGACGAUUACGGUGAUUACGCAUCGCUAACAUACACCACAAUUGCACAGCCGUUUAACGGUAGUGCACGCAGCGCGAGCAUUGCCAGCGCGCUCAGCAAGUCGACGAGCGGUCAAACUGUGGUUAGCGCAAUAGCGCCACCAGCAGGCCUGGCGAUCAGUCGCGUACAAAUCAAUUGCAACUCUGUCAGUCCGGUGAGCUAUCACACAGUAUAUUUGGGCGAUGAGCCGCUGCACAACGACAAACAACGCGAACGCGGAACAAGACGUGGCAAAGUGGGCAGCAAAAGUCGCGCGCAUGUCACCACAGUGGCGCUGGAGGGCAACUCGGCAACGGCCAGUGACAUGCACAACAACAGCAACAGCAAUGGCGGUGGUAUUGGCACUACAGCGGCGAGCAUUGCAAACGAAUUGGAGGAGGUGGCUGACAAUAUUUACAAUACACUGAAAUGAUGACUAAUGUGAUUUAGUUGGAAAUUGGGUGCAUCGGUGUUGAGCAUGAUAAGCAACGGCAAGGGGUUCUAUUGAGCCGCCACGGCGUUGCCAACACAAUUGCUCAGCAGCAAUUCGAACUGAGUGCGUGAGAACUAGUGAUUAAAUCUAAUUUAAUAUUAAACUACGAUUCGAACUGCUCGAAAGAGGAAACAGAUAUGUGAUGUUUAGGGUUUUCUAAGCGAUAAUGAUAAAGGUGCGUUUAGAAGGUUUUUUUGUUUUUAAUAUUUAGAUACAUAUUGAUAUGGCGUUAGCUUAGUGUGGAUGGCGUGGGAUUUUGUAUUUAACUAAGUGUAAUAGAUAUAGAAAUAUAUAUCGGUAAAAUGUAGUUUUAAUCAAAAUAAACUCAAAGACAUGCAAAAGUUCGAAAUUUAAUUCCAUUAAGUUACUUUUGUCAAUAAAUAUAUUCAGAAAGCUUGUGAGAAUGACUUCGUGUAAUCCAGAAAGGCGGAAAUUAUUGUGUUGAGAAUCAAACGAAUAGAUAUUCUAGAUCAAGUUUCAGAUAGGAAAAUGGGAAACUAAAAAUUUUUAAUUACUUUUCAACAAAAAUAUGUUUUUCAUGUUUUAAAAUCCUACUCCCAACAGAAAACUUGAAUACACGGCUCUAUUUGAUACAAUAGCACAUUAUUUUUGAAAUCUCUCUCGAUUUGAAGCUCUUUCCGUCUCUCCCUUACAUAGCUUGAACAGUUUAAACCACAUAUUUCUUGUUUUCGAAAAGCUCAAGUGGAAGUUUACUUUUACUUUUAGUGCUCUGCAGCUUUCACAAAUAUAGAAAGACAAAUUUAAGACACUCACACAUGUAACUCUCGAAGUUUUGUGGAUUAUUUUGCUUCUCAUUUUUAAAUGAAGAAUUAUGUUCUUUUAAACAGUAUUGCAUAUGGGAAAAUAAUAUGAAUAAAAGCUUCAUUAUUUGUAAUAACAACAAAACAAUUACAGUAAAUACCCAAAAAAUCUAUAGGUAACUUAAACGAAAAUCAAAAUGAGUCGCGCAAAUUAGUAUUAACAAUAAUUCAAUACAAAUUUAAUGAAAUAGUAUUAAGCUUGCUGCAGUAUAAGCACCAAAACGCAUUUAAAUAAGACACCUAAAUUGAAACGCAUUAAUAAAAUAUUAGUAACUGUGAAAUUAGAAGUACAUAGGCAAUCAUACAAGUAGCAAAUCGGUACACUAAAUUGUAUACGACUAAAAAUUUAGUUGAUUAUUCUCGAUUUAAUAUAAGAUCAAGCGGGUUAUAUAAGAUUAAUUUCAGAUUACUCAAUUAAUCUAAGAUUAGUCUCAGAUUGGAAGCUAAACGAAUAUUAAUUUUAAAUUGAACGAUUUAAGAUUAAUUUUAGUUUAGCCGAGUAAUCUAAAAUUAAUUUCUUGUUAAUCAUUUAAUCUAGCAUUAAUUCUCGAUUGGUCGACUAAUCUAAGAUUAAAUUUAGUUAAAUCGACUAAUGCAAGAUUAAUUUCAGAUUAAACGAUUAAUAUAAGAUUUUCUUUAAUUAAUCGUCUUUAGAUUAAUCGACUAAUCUGAGGAUUAAUUUCUUGUUAAUCAUUUAAUCUAAGUAUAAUUCCAGAUAAAUCGACUAAUCUAAAAUUAAUUUUAGUUUACUCAACUGACACAAAUUAAAUUUUAGAGAUCUUAAAAAGGCGAUUAAUCCAAAAAAUACACCGAUCGGCUAAUUAGCUCCGUUUGUCAAGUUAUUGAAAAUGUUUCCGUAGCAAUAUUUUCAACAUUAUAAAAAUAUAGAAAUUAGGCGAUUAAAAUCGUUUAACUAAAAGUCGCAUAGUUAAUCACUAUCACAAUAAAUCGAUUAUUCACGACACUGAUAAACACUCUUCUUCACUAAAUCAUUAACAUAUGAACUUUAUUUGAAAUAAAUUACAGGCCUAUAUUUGCUUCAAGAAGAGAUAUUUCGAAACCCUAAACAACUUCAUCUUAUGUACAUUGUAAAUACAAAAACAUACUAAUUUGUGGCAGAGCAAAUAUACCUAGAUAUUCAUACAAAUAUAUUAUCGACAUGAAUCACAAAUCAUCAAGCAAUUAAUCAAGCCAUCACUAUAUAUGUGUCACAAUUAAAGCAUACAAUAUUUCAACCAGAAGUCAUAGCCAUACAAAAAAUAUAUAUAAAUAUCUCAAAAUCAAAUUAAAUAAAAUAUCAGCAGUCCUGCAAUGAACUCAAAUUUCACUCGACUCAAGAAAUCUAAAAAAGCUCAAAUCUGUUAUUUAUGAUAAGUGUUUUUUUUUUUUUCAAAGAAAAUUAUUUAGGAGAAAAUUUGGAUCUAAUUUUGUUUAGAAAUCGAAAACUAGUUGAGAAAACUAUAUUAAUCUCUCAAAAGGAUGGUUCGAGCUUUUGAAGCUUUCAUUUCUCAAACACAUUUUUUGAUUAAAGAAGACACGAGCACUUAAUUUAGAAUUAAGCGUUAUGCUUUAUUAACUGUCUUAAAGCUUUUUUUUUUACAUGAAACUCUGAGGCCUGAUAAAAGCUCUAAAGUUUUUUUUGCAUAAAGUUUAAAGGACAGAUGAAAGCUGUAAAGCUUCUAAGCACAAAAUUUUGAAAAUUGAGAAAGCUCUAAAGCUCUGAGACACAAAGCUUUAAGUAUUGGUAAAAGCUUUAAAGUUUUUAAGCACACAGUUUACUGAAAUAUUUAUUUUCUUGGGCAAGCGGCUUAAAAUGAGAACAUUUUGGAUUUUAAUGAAGUGAGCGAGUUUUGAAAAUGUGAAAUAACAUAAAACAGGUUGUACAAAAAAAAAAAAUUUAACACCCAAAUCAUGCACAGGAUAAGUACACUUGCAGGACAGUAUGUAUUAUUAAUAAUAUAUACAAAAUAUAUACAAUAUAUCUCACCACUCACAUAAGCAGCAUUAUCAUUCGUGGAAAUCAGUAAUUUCGCAGCUUUGCAAAUACUGUUUGAAUUCUGUMAUCACUAAAUAAACACCAAAACAUUAAUAGCCAUCUCAGAGCACACAUAUGUAGUAUAACUGUACAUGCCAUUUCACACACUCACAAGAGCACAUUUUAACAGAAGUUAGAUGUUAUUGAUAGCCCUACAGCCCGACUCAUCAAUCACCACCCAAAUAAAAAAAAAAAAUUAAUUGGGCAAAAUUCAAUAUCAUUUUUGAAAUCGAAUAUGUGCGAUUGCAAAUUAUAAAUAUGUAAAUAUUAAAUUUCGAACCAAAAGCGAUAAGCAAUGUAUUUAAGAUAUUUUUAAUCAAAUAUUCGAACUCCAAUAUUUACUAAAGCAAAGUAAAUGAAAAGGAAAUCAUUGAAAUCUAAAUAUUGCUUAUAGUAUUGCAAGGCAAUUUAAAUACACGCUACAACAACAAAACGGUUAUACGACGUCUGUAGCUUGUGUAAAGUAUUAAAUUAGCGUAAAAAUAUUGAUUUGUAAUUUUAGCUGUAAAUAAAUAACAAUUAAGCUUAAAAAAUAAUAUUUAAUUUGAAAACAAAUAUGUACAGCGGCGGUGGAACAGAAAAUGUGUAGUAGGUAAGAAUAUAAUCUAAUAAAAAAUAUUUAAAA
Messenger RNA from Bactrocera latifrons, 7671 nucleotides. RefSeq lists its product as uncharacterized. The record is from RefSeq and is a predicted model, not a curated record. The coding region runs from base 102 to 4130 and encodes 1342 amino acids. The transcript has 5 exons. NCBI's taxonomy places the organism in Eukaryota, Metazoa, Arthropoda, Insecta, Diptera, Tephritidae.